GUCAUUACACAAGAAGGGGAGAGAGAGAGAGAGAGAGAGAGAAAGAGGAAAAGAGAGGGAGAUAGAAAAGAGAGACGAUAUCGGAGAUAUUCGGGAAAAUGGAGAAGCAAAGACAGCAGACAGGUCAGCAUGCAUACGAAGAAGAAUCGAGGAAGCUCGAAAUGCGCGAUCAAAUAAACGUAGGAAGUUCAAGUACCGGUAUAGAUGGAUGGAAAUCGAGGUCGACUACUGAUGGCCUUUUACGAGAUGGAAAAAAAGCAAUCAAGAUUAAUUCUAUCUCAAAUGUUGCAAAUAUCGAGAUAGAAACGAUCGGAAGCGAAUAUCAGAGCGGACGAGGCGAACAUACGAUAAAGUAA
Mycetomoellerius zeteki is the source of this 356-nucleotide messenger RNA. RefSeq lists its product as uncharacterized. NCBI's taxonomy places the organism in Eukaryota, Metazoa, Arthropoda, Insecta, Hymenoptera, Formicidae. The transcript is spliced from 4 exons. The record is from RefSeq and is a predicted model, not a curated record. Bases 99 to 356 code for a protein of 85 amino acids.